Molecule: messenger RNA, 2537 nt
Organism: Epinephelus moara (kelp grouper)
Lineage: Eukaryota; Metazoa; Chordata; Actinopteri; Perciformes; Serranidae
Gene: mks1
Product: MKS transition zone complex subunit 1
Exons: 18
Coding region: 310-2001 (563 amino acids)
Biological process (GO): cilium assembly
Cellular component (GO): MKS complex
Source: RefSeq, a predicted model, not a curated record
ACGCGAAGAAGAACCACCCGUAUCUCUAUGGCAACAAGGAUAACUAUCCGUUUGCUGUGCUUCUUGCUAGCUUGUUAGCUCCUCACAGUAGCUGUUACAUACAACACCAAGCGUUUAUUUACUGUCAUUCUUGUCGCUUUUUAUUCGCAAAUACCCUCAGCAGUUAGCUAAUAUAUCGCAUGUUGUUGCGAGAAUGUAAAAGACAAAAAGUAGCUGUGUGCUAACUAGCUUACGAAAAGUGUUAGCUAACAUCAAAUCGACAGCAUACCGCGAAUGUUUAUGUGCUAACUGGAUAUUAAAGCUAAUUUAAUGGCAGACAGUUGGAACACGGAUGAGGGGGAAGCUGUGUAUCGGUCCCGGGAUGCUGUGAAAAACAUGAGAAUAAGGGUGCGUAUAGAGAGGGUGACCUCCACAGCAGCCCUCUCUCAGCACCUCCAGCAGCAGGUCCUGUCCCAGCAGGACAGAGGAGCCAUUGAACUGGAAACCCUCACUCCACCAGGCCAGACAGGUGAUAAUGAGGAGGAGCUGGUGGUGGGCUGGCAGGAGAAACUCUUCAGUCAGUAUGAGAUGGAGCUGUUCCAGAAUGACGCAGCGUGUCAGACUCCUCUGGACCGUCAGUACCACACAGAAGUGAAGGCCCUGAACAAGGCCAAGGGUCGACGUAAUCACAGGAUAUUUACAUACACUGAUCAUGACCGCUACACCGCCUGUCUGCCAUUCCACCAACUGCACUCCACUGACCUACUGACCACAACCAAAUCCAGCCCCACGUUCCUGGCCGAAAGGAUGGCCAGCAUAAGACACAGACGGCAGGACAGACGUACCAUUGAUUGUAGCAUCCCUAAAUCAAAGAUUGUCAACUGGGAGCCCACCGAGGAAUUUGUAAAGAGCCGUCAUGUGGUGAAUAACGCCAUGCAGACCAUGCACAUCAUGGGAGACCUGGGCCCCUCUGGAAGGCUGGGCCAGAAAGAGAAUGAAUAUGUGCUGGCAACUGUAAAAACAGACGGCAGUGGAACAGUCAUUGUAAAACCUGACUUCAACAAAGGCAGAGAGCCGUACAGGAUUGUAACAGAGGGGAACAAGAGAGAAGUUUGGCGUUUCAUUUUGGAGAACGUAAGCCCCGGUAUGCAACCAGAGGAAAAGGAGAGGGAGCAGAACAUGUACAAAGACCUGUACGUACGGCAUAAAGAGUACCUCAACAGCCUUGUUGGACAGGACUUUGAAAUGCCUCCGAUGGGUAUUCUGCGUUACCUGAUGAAUGGAGAGAUAGUCUCAGCCAAAGGCUUUGAAUAUGAUGACUUAUACAUCCACUUCUUCAUGGAGCUGCCCAACAAUUGGUCCAGCUUGCCGUUUCAGUCCCUCUCAGGCGUUACUCAGACCUGCCGGGCCAAAACAUUAGGGAAGGAAAAUGUGGCUUUCUUCAGUUUCCCCUUCAGCUUUGAGGCUUUCUACAUGACUGAAAAAGAGAGUGAGGAGUCAGUUCUUCAGUGGCCAGUGAUCUAUUUCAAGGUUCUGUCUCUGGACUCCUGGCAGCGCUAUCGAACUGAAGGAUACGGCUAUCUGCUUUUCCCUGCUGUGCCUGGUAAACAUACAAUAACAUGCCAUACGUGGAGACCCCUUCAGACGGGGACCAUCUCUGCACUGAAGCGCUUCUUUAUCGGAGGUUCUCCGGAGCUUGAGGACCUCAGCUAUGUCAGAAUACCAGGAACCUUCAAGGGAGAGAGGCUGAGUCGCUUUGGCUUUUGCACUGAAACCACAGGAAGUGUCACCUUUAAUCUGCACUGCAUCCAGCAAGCCAGGGCCUUUGUUGAUGCAGCCAUGUUGAAGAAGAGGAGGCAGAAAGUCUUUGACCAGCUGGGAGGAUUUAGUCAGCAAGGAGCUGUUUGCACCAUCCUGGAGGCCUUCCAGAGGGCCAGGAAAAAGAUGCAAGAGGCCCGAGAAAGUCUGCCCAGAGACCUCAUCAGCGCCACCUCCCAGCUCCAGAUCGAAUCCUCUGCAUAGGUGUAAGACAUCUGUGAAGGACUGUGGUUCUGUCAAUUACAUACAAACAACCAAAUGUCUCACACCUGCUGUGUAGAAGAGCAGCGACAUCACCAGAAAGUUUGAAUUGUCGUUUACAAUAUUACAAUAUGCUUUGUGAACACACACCGUUCAUCAUGACCGCUGUUAAUAAUAUGGAUUUAUAUCAUGAUGAAUAAGGAGCAAAGCCAAUAUGCCUACUAAGUAUGGUCUGGUUUGUUUCAGAGAUGAGUUUAUUUUCAGAGAGCGAGGUUUGUGAAAACUGUAACAGAAAUAAAAUCCUUUAUUUUAGAUUUGGAUUGUAGGUUUUUCACAUUGUUAUUUCUAACAUUUAAAAUGAUAUUUGCUGUAAUAAAAACUUUUAUAUGAGCUAUAACCACUGUUUUUGUGUGUGUUGUCCCAUGUGAUUGUAGCCAUUUUCAUUCAGAUGUCAAAAUUCUACUUGCACUAUUUAUUUAUUUUCUAUACACAGUUAUAGGCUGUGUAGAUUUUGUGCAAAGGAGCUCCUGGUGUGUGGU